Molecule: messenger RNA, 1851 nt
Organism: Strongyloides ratti
Lineage: Eukaryota; Metazoa; Nematoda; Chromadorea; Rhabditida; Strongyloididae
Product: Proline dehydrogenase 1, mitochondrial
Exons: 2
Coding region: 1-1851 (616 amino acids)
Cellular component (GO): mitochondrion
Molecular function (GO): calcium ion binding; FAD binding; proline dehydrogenase activity
Source: RefSeq, a predicted model, not a curated record
AUGAGUUUAAGAUAUUUAAUCUUUACUCCAAGUCGAAGGUACAUUCUUCAUAGUCAAAAUAAUUCAAUUCUGAAGUCAAAAAAUGUAGCAAGUUUAUGUAAUGUUAAAUAUUUUUCAACUAAUAAUUUAACCCCAGAACAAAAAAAUAAUGAAAUUGAAAAAAUUUAUAAUAAAUUAGAUAAAUCAUUUGAAAAUACUAAAGAAGCAUAUAAGAGUAAAAGUUUUGGUGAAGUAUUAAGAGCAUUAAUUGUUUUUAAAGUUUGUUCAUUUAGUAUAAUAGUUGAAAAUAAUCAAAAAAUUUUACGCCUUAUGAAAAAUGUUUUAGGUCAAAGAUUAUUUGAAUGGAUAUUAAAAAAAACUUUUUAUGGACAAUUUGUUGCUGGUGAAGAUAUACCACAAUCAGUUGAAUGUAUGAGAAAAUUACAAAAAUUUGGUGUUAAAAGUAUUCUUGAUUAUUCAGUUGAAGCAGACAUAUCAGAAAAGGAGGCUGAACAGAAGGCACUUGAGGGUGCUUCUGAUUCUGCAAUUCAACACUCUAUUCCAAUUGUUAAUGAAGAAGAUAAAGAAAAGGUAGAUGCUAUUCAUGAAAAAUAUAGUGUUCAUAAACGUUUUGCUGAUAGAAGAAAAGGUGUCUCUGGUGCUAGAACAUAUUUCUAUGAAUCAGAAUUACAAUGUGAUAAAAAUAUGGAUAUAUUUAUAAAAUGUAUUGAUGCUGUAGCAUUAUCUAAUACUGAUGAACAACAGGGUCUUACUGUUCUUAAAAUUACAGCAUUAGGAAGACCACAAUUAUUAUUAAAAUUAUCUGAAGUUAUUGAACAAACAAAUAAAUUUUUUAAAAGAUUAUUAGGUAAAGAAAAAGAAGAUGUUUUAUCUGGUAAAAUUUCAAAAGAAAAAAUUAUUAAAAAGUUAAAAGAAAAAAAUGUUAAUAUUAAUGAACAAGAAUUAUUGGAAUGGUUUAAAGCUGUUGAUGUUGAUAAAAAUGGUUAUAUUGACUUUUUAGAAUUUGGAGAUCUUUUAAAUCAUGAGAAAAGAGCAUGUGAUGUUUUUAAAAUCAUUGAUACAAAAACAGGAGAAAUAAAACCUUUGAUGGCAAAUUUGACAAAAUCUGAAGAGAUUGAAUUAGAUAAUAUGAUAACAAGAUUAAAUACUAUAGCUGAAUAUGCUGGAAGUAAAGGAAUACGUUUAAUGAUUGAUGCUGAACAAACAUAUUUUCAACCAGCUAUUAGUCGCCUUGCCGUAGAAUUAAUGAGAAAACAUAAUAAAGAAAAAGGACUUAUAUUUAAUACUUAUCAAUGUUAUUUAAAAAAUGCUUUAAAUUAUAUAAAUAUUGAUAUGGAAUUAGCAAAAAGAGAAAACUUUCAUUUUGGUGCUAAAGUUGUUCGUGGAGCAUACAUGGAACAAGAAAGAGAAAGAGCUUUGUCAAUUGGAUAUGAAGAUCCUAUUAAUCCAACUGCUGAUGCAACAAAUAAAAUGUAUCAUAAUGUUAUAGAUAGAAUUAUAGGAGAAAGACAAAUUCGUGGUCCUGGUAGUGUAUCAGUUAUGGUUGCUACACAUAAUGAAGAUUCAGUUAGAUAUAUUUUAGAAAAAAUGAAAGAUAAUAAUAUUGCUCCAGGUGAGAAAGUAAUUUGUUUUGCCCAGUUAUAUGGAAUGUGUGAUCAAGUAUCAUUUAGUCUUGGACAAGCAGGAUAUUCUGUUUAUAAAUAUUUACCAUUUGGACCUGUUAAUGAUGUUAUACCAUAUCUUUCUAGAAGGGCACUAGAAAAUAGAGGUUUCUUAGCCAAAGCACAAAAAGAAAGAAGAUUAUUGUGGAAUGAAUUAAAAAGAAGAAUUAAAGAAAAACAAUUUUCUUAA